CCUUUGAAUAUUAACCCCAACAACAAACUAGGUCUCAUCGUCAUCACUUUUCCUCACCUCACAGCACCCGUGUCGUCGCUACUCCUCAUCAUAGCUCCUCCUCGCGCGACGCCGUACCCCACCCUCCUCCUCGCACGUUGCUGUCGACCCCCUCCACGCCUCUCGCCGGAAUUAGAAGAGCUACACUAGUUCUCAAGCACACUGUAUUGUGUAUUCUAUCGAAUCCCGCAAAUAGCUGCAGUGAACUGCAACAAGAGGUAAACCAGGUCCCUCUGAUUUUCCAAUUCCACCACCACUUCACCGAGAGCAACAGGUUUGAUUUUCUAAGGGAACACAAAGCCACUUUAAAAAGCCCGUUCUUCUGGUGAGCCGCCGCGCCAGAGGCUAGGUACAAGAGUUAUUAUUCUAUUGGGGGCGUAAUAGAGAGAAAACUGUAGGAAUUGUGAAAUAACAUCAGUUCUUCUAAUGAACAGAGGACAGUGAUCCUUACUACUUAUACAAUGUCGGUUCUAUGCUAGAUUGCUCGAGGCCAGUUCUGGAGGUACUAUGAAGGGUAAAGCUUACUCGAGAUCUCUGUUUACAAUCCAGAGUUGUAACGUUGAUUUUUUUAAGUAUCAUUGUAAUAUACUACUAAGGCCUUACACAAAUGCUUAUUUGUUCUCAACAACAACUGAAAGUUCCACCAGAUCAUCCCCACUGUUAGGUAAUAGAGUAGAGGAAGAUGAAGUGGUGGGAUCCCCAAAAUGUUCUACUGAAGUUUUGAGGAAUUUUGGCUGUAGUGAAAUCGACAUACAGAAAAUCUUCUCCCGGCAGCCAUCAUUGCGCAAUGCUUUUGCCUCUCCUCUCGAUCACAAGCUUUAUUUGCUCCGUAAAUUGGGUAUAAAGUCAUCUGAAUUGAUAAAGAUUAUUAACUGUCGUCCACGCUUUUUGAAUUGUGGGCUUAAUAAGUACUUUGAUGAACGGCUUGACAAUCUGGAGUCUCUAUUUGGGUCAAGGGAACUUCUCACUAAAGCUAUUGUUAGAAAUCCGUCACUUCUGCUCUACGACUUCGAGAAGAAAGUUGUACCCGUCUUUUCAUUGUAUGAGGAAUUGGGUCUCAGUAGAAGCGAUAUGAUAUCGAUGCUCAUGCUUCGGCCUACAUUGAUUCCACGAACUCAUAUGACCCCCGAGAAAUUGGAUUACAUACACAGGACUGGAAUCAGUAGUGAAUCAAAAAUGUACAAGUAUGUAGUGACUAUAAUUGGUGUGUCACGUUCUGAUACUAUCCGUGAAAAGGUUGCAAAUUUUGAGAGGUUUGGUUUCUCAGAGGAUGAGGUGUUGCAAUUUUUUGGUCGAUCUCCACUAUUGCUUACUCUUUCUGUGGAAAAAGUUCAAAGAAGUAUGACAUUUGUGAUGGGUACCAUGAAGUUACCUGCAAAAACAGUAUGUGAUUACCCCUUUUUGCUGUUUUGUAGCUUGGAAGUUUUGUUGAAACCUCGAGUACUCUUGGUGAGUAAGAUACGAGAUAUGGGUCUCGGCCCACAGAUUGACGUAUGUAGGAUGAUGACGGCAUUGAGGAUGUCUGAACAAAGGUUCCUGAAGGUGUUCGUGAAUUGCCAGAAGGAGGAAGUCAGAAAUGAGUUACUGUUAUAUUAUAGAGCUUCUCAAGGCAUCAGGCGCUUGGCAGAAACAUCAAGGAAAGUUUCAUCUGUUGGAUUUCCUUUCUGAAGUUGCUUAUUCGAUCUAUAUUCGGGAAUUCGUAGCACUUUGAUAAAGCAAUGAAUGUAUUAUUCCUCUGCCUGUUUGAGUCAGAUUUAGCAAUGAACUUAUUUCACUGCUCGAGUCUCGGGAUAUGUAUUGUAAGAAUCUUGGGAUUAGUCCUUGCUCACCCCCCAUCCCUCUUACUUAAAGCAGUAACCAAUACAAGGGCAUUUGUAUCAAUUUAGGAUUAUCACUAGUUUUUUUUUUCCGGCGAUGCCUCGAGUUAGUUACAAUAAACAAAUAUGUUAUUUUUAAAUUUUAUAAUUUGUUUUGCCA
This is a messenger RNA of Beta vulgaris subsp. vulgaris (sugar beet), 2016 nucleotides long. RefSeq lists its product as hypothetical. Gene Ontology annotation, molecular function: double-stranded DNA binding. The record is from RefSeq and is a predicted model, not a curated record. Lineage: Eukaryota; Viridiplantae; Streptophyta; Magnoliopsida; Caryophyllales; Amaranthaceae. Gene Ontology annotation, biological process: regulation of DNA-templated transcription; chloroplast organization. Gene Ontology annotation, cellular component: chloroplast. The transcript has 4 exons. Bases 547 to 1707 code for a protein of 386 amino acids.